Camelus dromedarius (Arabian camel) is the source of this 863-nucleotide messenger RNA. It is a transcript of the gene SELENOM, whose product is annotated as selenoprotein M. Gene Ontology annotation, cellular component: endoplasmic reticulum lumen. The transcript is spliced from 5 exons. Gene Ontology annotation, molecular function: oxidoreductase activity. The record is from RefSeq and is a predicted model, not a curated record. Lineage: Eukaryota; Metazoa; Chordata; Mammalia; Artiodactyla; Camelidae.
UCAGCACAGGCUGGGUGGACAUUCUCAGGAUGGGAAAGUAAAGGGCUGAGGGCCAGAGAGGAGCCCAAACCCCGUCGAAAGUGCGCGAGAGGCCCCCACGCCGGCCCUGGGGCGGAGACCGAGAGCUGGGGGCGUGGUCCCCAGUGGGGCGGGACCUCGAGCGGGGACAGGGCCAGCCCUCGGGUCCAGACGUGGCGCAGUGGCCCGGCGGUUCACCUCCAGCUUGCGGAUCAUCUUCGGCCCGGUUUCAAUGCACCUACCGCUGCCUCCGCCGCUUUUGCUGCUGCUUCUCGCGGCACUCGCGGCCGCCGCCACCACUUUCCGGCCCGACUGGAACCGUCUACAAGGCCUGGCCCGAGCCCGGGUAGAGACCUGUGGGGGAUGACAGCUGAAUCGUUUGAAAGAGGUGAAGGCCUUCGUCACCCAGGACAUCCCACUCUACCACAACCUGGUAAUGAAACACCUGCCGGGGGCCGACCCAGAGCUCGUGCUGCUGGGCCAACGCUUCGAGGAACUGGAGCGAAUUCCACUCAGCGACAUGACCCGCGAGGAGAUCAACGCGCUGGUGCAGGAGCUCGGCUUCUACCGCAAGGCGGCGCCCGACGAGCCUGUGCCCCCGGAAUACCUGCGGGCGCCCGCUAGGCCCGCGGAAGGCGCUCCUGACCGCGGUGACCUGUAGGUCUGGGAGCGCGGCACCCCCCUGCCUGAGCCCUGGGGACAGAAUGAAGCGCUCAGCGUCCCGGGAGCACCUCCCUCGCUGAGGGUCGACGCCCCGUCCCCAAGCCAGCAGGGUUGGAGUUGAGGGUUCCUCCUAACCCUUCUUUCUUCCCUCCCCAGCUCCACUAAAUCCCCUUUCGCCUUAA